CUUUUGGCUGGCCAGGAAGAAUUUUCCAAUGGGCUUCCUUUCUGGGUUACCGGCUGAUUUUUGCUUCAGGCGGUCGGGUAUCUUAAGAUGGCAGAGGUCGCGGGGAAACGAGUCGCUGUCGGCUUUUAAAGACGCUGCCUAUGGCCCUGGCAAGAUCGCAGCGCCAGUCAAGGGCCUCCUCGGUCCUCGCCUCAGAUCUCCUCUGGCCGUCCUUUGGAGCCGGUCUUAGGCCCAAAGCAGCGCUGCCUACCCUUGCCUUUCGUGGACGAUCAGGUCCUGGCCAGGGUAACGGCCAGGAGGGAGAAGGCGGGGGAAACGUUUGGCGCCGUGAUCGCCCGAAGGACCUGUACGAAUUGCUGGGAGUGCAAAGCAACGCUACUCAGGCCCAAAUUAAGACCGCUUACUACAGAAAGUCCUUUCUCUAUCACCCGGAUCGCAAUGCGGGCAGCGUGGAGGCAGCCGAUCUCUUCAUCCACAUAACUCAGGCCUACCAGGUGUUGGGCAGCCUCAGUCUGCGCAAGAAGUACGACCGUGGCCUCCUCACCCAGAAGGACAUUUCCAACGCCAAGAAGCCCCCCGGCAAAAGUAAAGCCGCAGCCGCAGCCCAGACAGUGUCCAAGAAGAAGCCGGUUUACACCUCUGGCUACCCUUCAGGCAAGCCCAUCUUCAACUUCGAUGAAUUUUACCGAGCCCAUUAUGGCGAGCAGUUGGAACGGGAGCGCCUGAUGAGGCUAAAGCAGCAGGAAUUGCAGAAACAGAGAGAGAACCAGCAGGAUGAGCAGUACAAAUUCCUGGAAAAUUUUCUCUUUGUGCUGUUUUUAUCAGGCGCUGUGAUCCUACUCAGAUACCAGUGAAGAGACGAGAGAAGAAAGUGGUGCUAACCUUGUAUGCUGAUCUCCUCUUGGGGAAACUUUGGGAGCCGGCAAAGCAGAAAAGGCAUUUGUGUGCCAAGGCAUUUGUGGACUUUCUGCUGCAGGGCACUCAACAGAUUUUGGGUUACAUGAGCAGUCUCUUGGAGAACCUUCAUCUAGUGCCCGGAGGACUUUACAGUUUUAGAAAGAUUUGAAGCAGGCAUAGUUUUAUGUAGUUAAUUGUCCAUGCUUAAUAACAUAGGUCCUAGGGAGAAGGAGUGUUUGCCCAUGCAAAAUAUUAUCACCAUAUGCCACUCCUAUAGCAUUAAAUUCUUCCUCUGAGUCAAGAGUGGAAGGAUUUGAGGUGAUUUUUCCUUUCUUUUCGCAUGGGUUGAAAUGUUUCUGGUUUGGCACAGGCAUAUUUAUACUGUUGUUGAUACUUCUGGAUUUGGGCCCAAGGCUGCUGCAGAAUGUAAAAGUACAGGAAAAAAUCUGAAUGUUAUGAACAAAUGUUUUUGUUAAGCAUUCAAAUAGAGGGACAGUUUGACUUCUGGUACUGAGAGCCAAUCAUGUCUUUAUCCUAAAUAUAAUUUAAUUGGAUAAACAGUUUGACCAUUCUGGGCUUUUUUUGCAGAUUGUAUUGUACAGCUGUACUGUGGUUUCCUUAUGUCUCCAAAACGUUCAAGCCACA
Messenger RNA from Pseudonaja textilis, 1542 nucleotides. It is a transcript of the gene DNAJC30, whose product is annotated as DnaJ heat shock protein family (Hsp40) member C30. NCBI's taxonomy places the organism in Eukaryota, Metazoa, Chordata, Lepidosauria, Squamata, Elapidae. The record is from RefSeq and is a predicted model, not a curated record.